GGAGCCUGGCCCACUCAUCAGGGCUGGGGCUGUUGUCUCGGAGAGCCAGCUGGGGUGCUGGAGUGACAGCUCAGCCUGCCAAUGGGCAGGUCCAAAUAACUUCCCCUCCCGCCCCUGGCUACUUCCAUCUGAGCUCGUUUGAGCCUGAUGGAGCUAUGAGGAGUCGAAGCUGUUGCUGGCUACUCGGAGGAGAGGCAGAGCUUACUGGUCUUUGGUCAGGCAAGUGCUUUCUGCUGGGGAUAGAUGCUUUGCCAUCUUUAAACGUGGGUUCAUUCUGGAACUUUAAGGAAGCUCACCAUCAAGAUGGCCAAGUAUAAACUUGUCUUGCUAAGGCACGGAGAAGGAUCUUGGAAUAAGGAGAAUCGCUUUUGCAGCUGGGUGGAUCAGAAGCUUAACAGUGAUGGAGAAGAGGAAGCCCGAAACUGUGGCAAGCAACUCAAAGCCCUCCACUUUGAGUUUGAUCUUGUCUUUACCUCAGUCCUCAAUCGGUCUAUCCAUACGGCUUGGCUGAUACUGGAAGAACUGGGUCAGGAAUGGGUCCCGUUGGAGAGCUCCUGGCGAUUAAAUGAAAGGCACUAUGGGGCUCUCAUUGGCCUUAAUAGGGAGAAAAUGGCCCUGAAUCACGGUGAAGAACAGGUGAGAAUUUGGAGAAGAAGCUAUAAUGUAACUCCACCCCCUAUUGAUGAAUCUCAUCCUUAUUAUCAUGAAAUCUACAAUGACCGGAGAUAUAAAGUUUGUGACGUGCCUGUGGAUCAGCUGCCUCGCUCAGAAAGCCUAAAGGAAGUGCUGGACAGACUUCUUCCCUAUUGGACUGAGAGGAUUGCCCCGGAACUGAGAAGUGGCAAAACUGUUCUCAUCUCGGCUCAUGGUAACAGCAGUAGAGCACUCCUGAAACAUCUGGAAGGCAUCUCGGAUGAUGACAUUAUCAACAUCACUCUCCCUACUGGUGUCCCCAUACUCCUGGAACUAGAUGAGAACCUCCAUGCUAUUGGCCCUCAUCAGUUCCUGGGUGAUCAAGAAGCCAUCCAAGCAGCUAUCAAGAAGGUGGAAGAUCAAGGAAAAGUGAAGAAAGCAGGAAAAUAAAAUUCUUGCUCUGGGCUGUCUACUGACUGCAUAGGUGUUAUGGCAAUGUUGCAUAGUGUGUUGUGGAUAAUAAUCUAGUCUUUUUGUGUGUGUAUGAAAUUGAAUGAAACCAAAACUUAGCAUUGAGCAGGCAGGCUGUGGGGUACAGUGUACAUGGGUUAUUCUAACUCCGUAUGUUCACAUCUGGUUUUAGACCCAAUAGUAUGGAUUUGGUCUCCCCAUUAGAUCCCAUUUGAUGAUACUAAUGCAGGGUGGCUAAUGGGUGGGGCUUUGAGCAUUAACAAAGACUUGUGAUAGGGUAGGGGUGGACUCGAUUUCUAAAUGAGGUUAAGAGGUUCUGAUCCAGUAUAUCAUGGAAACUUUGUUUCAGUUGUGGCAUAAUGACAUUCAACCUCUUUCCAUUCAAUUGUGGUAUAAUUCACUUUCCCAGGCACUAAGCUCUGAAUGGGAUUGCACUGUGGGGUAUUAGAUAAUGCAUUAUUUAUUAUUGGAUUCUAUUCCCCUUCUCCAUAAAGGAAUGGGUACUCUGAUUUAUUUAAGAUCAAUGGCUCAUUGACAAGGAAAAAAAUCUUUUUUCCCCCUCUCAUAAAACUAUGCCCUCUAGUUUUAGUGCAGUCAAAAAGUUUUCUUUGUUUGGUAUUUGGUAAAAUUCCCUUUGGCCACUGGAGUCUUCAGAGCAUAAAUAACUAGAAUAUUUCAUGCUCUGAUUAUUUUUCCCUCCCCUGGAUUCUCGGCAUCUAGAAGAUUGGGAUAAAAAAUGUUGUCAUCUGAAUAGCUUAGGUUGAAAAAUCACAUGGUAUAUGGGCUUUCCCCAGCUCUAGGCUAACACCAAGUGUAACAUUCAACUAAAAGCAGUUGUUUGUGCCUUUUUGUGAUCUACUCCAUUAGGCUUACCACCCUUCCUGUAACACAGGAAGAGAAUUAGGCUUAUUUCAGUGUCUGGACACUACUGGUUUUGCUAUUUAGCAAAUUAAAUGUUAAAGACUGAAGGCAAGGUGGUGAAUAUGUUUGCAAUCAAGAGAAAAAUAUAAGCUGCCUCAGUUAUAUAACACCAGCAUAAGCUAAGAGAACUAUUACAGCACACAGCCCAGUGCAAGGGGGUGGGGGUGGGAGUUUCCUUUCCUUUUUCUAUUUUUUUUUUCCUCCUUAUUUGUUCUUGUAGGGCCUCAGACAUAAUGUUACUCAGCCAGUUUUCUGAAUUUUAUCUACUAAGGCAGGGAUUUAAUUACUGGAUACAUUUUGUAAGUUAUUUUUUAAUAGUGAGUUCACCACUGACCCUAUAAAGUUGACCUUUGAAAUAUAAGGACAUAACAGUAGUUAAGUAAUUUCCAGGAUAGGUAAUUUGCUCAAUGAGGAGAGGUGAGAGCCGCUAUAUAGAUGUGAACCUUUUAUAAAAGACUUUUGAAGAUAAGCAUUAUCUUAGGGCUAGGUUACAACUGUAGAUAAUUUGGAAGUCUACUAGUUAAAAUCACUUCAUAAACUCUCAAAGAGGCAGUAUUCUAUUACAUGAAACUAUGCAUAAAUUUGGUGAAGAUUUAAUUGGUCAUAGGGGCAGCUAGGUGGCAAAAUGGAUAGAGCACCGGUCCUGGAGUCAGGAGGAUCAGAGUUCAAAUGUAAACUUAGACACUUACUAGCUGUAUGACCCUAGACAAGUCACUUGACCCCAAUUGCUUCCAAAAAAAAAAAAAAAAGAAGAAGUUACAACAGCCUUGACAGAAAUCUAUGUAUUUACUUAGAUAACUUUGUGGUGGUGGCAUUUUUUAGAGUGAUUUUUCUAUAGGCAUAAGGUUGAGCAUAUUGACAAACUAGGAAUGUGUGCUUUUUGUAUCUUUGGAGACCUGGAUUUUAACUGAAGAAGAGAUUCUCUCUUGUUUGAGGCUGGUGUUUUAUAUAAACAUUAAUUUUGCCAAGGGUCCUCAGCAGGAUCUGUACCUAUUCCUUUGCUUUUAGGGGACAUUUCCUAUAGGUGAGGGGAAUUUCCUAUAGGUGAAUGAGCUCACACUCCUCAACAUGUGUGUGUGUGUGCACGCGUGCGUGCGCGCAUGCAUGCACAAAAUCUAUACCAAUCAAUUUUCAUUAUUAGGUCUGCCCACUUUUUUCAAGGAGUUCAGUCAGAAUACUAGGGGAAAUUCCCCCCCCCCCCCCCGUGUUUUACCUUCCACAUUCUUCUUUGAGCCUUUAACUUACCCAAGUAGUGGCUUCCUAACUGAAACAUGAACCAUGUGAAUAUGAAAUGGUAGGGGAGCCCAAAUGAAUCCCCCCCCUUUAAAAAAAUGAAAGCCUUUUUUUUUCUUUACCCUUUUGAGGGAAGAUAAACAUUUGUAGAAUGAAGAAUUUGUCCCAUUUUCCAAGGAAUAGUUUUUCAGCCUCUACUCUGUUUUGCCUCACCAGAGGGUCAUGCCAAUUUUGGGGAAAUCAACAUACAAAAAGUUUUACUUAUUGGGCAAUGUGAGCUAAUUAUUAAAAAAAAAAAAAAAAGAAAAAAGCUCAUACAACUGUAUAGGAAUCGGCCAAAUUAGAAAGAAAGGGCCUUUAUUUAGGUCCCAUUGCUAAACUGAGGCUUUAAGAAAUCAAGAAUUAAUUUUUCCUUGUCUCUCUAACUUCUCUAGUUGUGUCUCUCUACCCUCUUUAAUGUUUUUUGACAGUUUGACAGAGGGAGGUGCCAAAGAAAUGAGUUAGUUGACUGCUUGGGGUGGGGUUCAGGGGGGGGGAAGAGGAGGGGGAAGAGGAGGGGAGGAUAUGGAAGAGUCUUGACAUGUAGUAGACUCACCUACCUACCUUGCUAUGCUUAUAAGGAUUUAUUCUAACCAUUCUUUAAAAACACAUGGCUGAGAAAUGAAAGACUUUAGUGGAUCGAUGUGGAAUGAUCAUUUUUCCCCCUUCUGUUUUCUCCCCUUAGCUCCCCCUGUAUUCCAGAAACUUCCUCAGUUUACUCUAGAGUAGAGUAGUUGAUAAAGUACCUUCCUGUGAGAUAUGGCAUUGGGGAAUAGUUAUGUUCAGUGUUAUGUUUGAUAAUGUUAUUUUUGCCUAUCAUUAAAAAGCAAAUUCAUUUUC
Molecule: messenger RNA, 4137 nt
Organism: Dromiciops gliroides (monito del monte)
Lineage: Eukaryota; Metazoa; Chordata; Mammalia; Microbiotheria; Microbiotheriidae
Gene: BPGM
Product: bisphosphoglycerate mutase
Exons: 3
Coding region: 304-1083 (259 amino acids)
Biological process (GO): glycolytic process
Molecular function (GO): intramolecular phosphotransferase activity
Source: RefSeq, a predicted model, not a curated record